AUGAAACUCGUGCAAUUUCUUAUGAAACUUAGUCAUGAAACUGUCAUCAUUGAACUGAAAAAUGGGACUCAGGUACAUGGAACCAUUGCAGGAGUGGAUGUCAGCAUGAAUAUCCAUCUUAAAGCUGUAAAGAUGACUUUGAAGAAUAGAGAACCUGUCCGGUUGGAGACAUUGAGCAUUCGAGGCAAUAAUAUCAGAUAUUUUAUUCUGCCAGACAGUUUACCUCUUGAUACUUUGCUGGUAGAUGUUGAACCAAAAGUCAAAUCCCAAAAAAGGGAAGCAGUUGCAGGUAGAGGACGUGGAAGAGGAAGAGGGCGUGGAAGAGGGCGUGGAAGAGGAAGAGGGGGUCCAAGACGAUAAUUUCUUUGUAUCUGUUAUUU
Molecule: messenger RNA, 380 nt
Organism: Thamnophis elegans (Western terrestrial garter snake)
Lineage: Eukaryota; Metazoa; Chordata; Lepidosauria; Squamata; Natricidae
Product: small nuclear ribonucleoprotein Sm D1-like
Biological process (GO): spliceosomal snRNP assembly; RNA processing
Cellular component (GO): U12-type spliceosomal complex; U2 snRNP; U5 snRNP
Molecular function (GO): RNA binding
Source: RefSeq, a predicted model, not a curated record